GCAUAUUACAGAUGCCAUAGUGACGUUUGCGCGUCACUUGGGUACGGGUUACUUUGACGAAGGAGAGAAAAUCUUAUGAAAUGUGAUGUGAAUGGACCAGUUUUAUCGAAGAUGGCGCACAUGCUUGGUAGUGAGUAUUGCAUAGAGAGCCUGCAGAGUGAUGUGCGAGACCUUCAGUCAGCUGUCCUUGAUGUGUCGUCCAGAGCUGGUCCCAUUCGUUAUCCAUCAUGGAAAUUCCCAGACAAGAUUUCCAGUGACCUGGACAUUCCUGCGUUGCUGGAGGAGCACAGCUUCUCAGAUGACACUGAGGACAACCAAGUUGCUCACAUCAUCCUGUUCGAACUUGUGAUUGACAGAAUGAUGCUGCUUCUGCAAGGCUUCACCCGAUUCGUCGAGAUGCUACUGUCUGGUUCCCAAGGUCGCCCACCGACCUCCGGCCUGGUCGUGGGCUCUCAGAUGUCCAUCGGCCUGGUCAUCAAAAAGUUCUGGAACAAGAUGGUCCAGCUGAAUAACCUGUGCCAACAGCUUCAAGCUGAGAACAAAGCCAAAAGUAAAACUGUCAAUAAAUUGGAAGUCAUCAACCAGGAACUGCAACUCCAAAGCCUUGAAACUUCCAAGGAAUUAAAUCUUAACAGCCCUGGUGAUUCCUUGAAACCCACCAACCCCAAGACUUCAAACUCCCCUCUUGCAAAGUCACUCAGUCCUGGAUUUGGUGGUUUGUUGCCGCCCAAUUCCAGCAAGGAUCAUUCAUCCGUGCCUCUUAACUCCGGAGAUUCCCACAGUGCAAUAGCCAAGGACAUACGGACGGUUUCCUCUCAGACACUGGAGACUGCUUUUGUGCCAUGCGAAGCUUGCGCCUGCGUCCAGCUGAGCUUGAAGCAAGUGGCAGACUUAAUCACAGAGGUCUGCAGCUCCCAGGGGCUGCAGUCUUCGAUCGCCAAACACCGGACCCAAGGAAUCGACGUCACCAUGACAGCUGCGGACGUGACACGGUGGACGACCCAGCAGGGUAAAGAUCUCAACCAGAUCAAGCAGUGCCUUCAAGAUCUCCUGGACCAAAUCGACCCACUGAAAUCGGACCUCUCCGCCUCCGAAGCAGAAUGCUCAGAGCUGAAGAAAGGCAUCAGUGAAAAGUCCCUGGAGCUCAAGAAGGAGAAGGAGGCACGGGAGGCACAGCGGAAGCAGCACCAGACCAAGCUCAAGGAGGUGGAGAGGCAGCACGCGGAGUCCAUCGUCAUCGUCCAUCAGAGGUUGGAGGAGAUCAAGAAAGGCAAGAAACAAGAUGAAGAGGAAUUGUCAGCACUCAAGAGGGAACUGCAGAAACAGUGCGAAGCACGACAAGUUUUAGAGGAAAUAAAUCAAAGACUGACACAGGAAGCCGAGGGGAACACCUCCAAUCGAGCAACCGUGCUGAGACUAGAGAGCCAAGUGCAAGAGCUGAGCAGGCAACUGCAGACAACCAGUGAAGAGUUGCAGAGUACCAGCAAACAGCUGGGCAAGGAGCAGGCUCGGAAUAGAAGCAUUGACAAGCACGGCCAGUCAAUGCAGAACAAGCAUGAUGCUCUGGUAAGACGAGUGGAUGAACUGGACGAAGAGUGCACUGACCUCCGAGACUCCCUAGCUGAAGCAGAGGAGGGGCAGGAACAGCUGAUGGAACAGCUGAAGGAAACCAAGAGGGAGGUGGAAGAACUGAAGGAAGAGCUGCAGAAAGAAAAGGCUUUGGCUGCCUCGAUCCAAGAGGAGAAGCGAUUCCUGGAAAGCUCCAUCUCAGACCUGCAGACGAUGAUUGUGACUCUAGAGAGGCAGCUUGAAGACGCCCAAAGCAGGGAGAGGAUGUUGGUGCAGUACCCUGACAUGAACCCUGGGAUAGUACCCCAGGGUCCUGUACCGACAGGUGAAGGGGACAACCCCUCUGACAUGCAGCAACAGGUGCAGUCCAACAACAUCCGCAUCCAAAUACUAGAGGAGCAGAACAACCUUCUACGCAAAAGCAUCACUAAGAUGCUAGCUGAACAGGACAGCCCACAGCAGAGAGUGCAGGUGUCUGGCCCGGCCAUUCCACUUUGGCAGUCAUCAUCGACGACGCUGGCAAAGGAUCAUCAUGACAACUCCAGGAACAAGACUCCAGUUAGUCAACAAUUUCAACAACACUCUGAGCAACUAUACACGUACAAGAGUCCAGCCUUCAGUCCAGACAGUCGUGCAACCACUAAGACUCUCUCGCCAGAGAGCCAAGCUGCCACUAAGCCAGGAAGCACCAGCUAUCAUUCCAGGAAACAGAGCCCACGCAGAGAGGUCUUUCCCAGCCACGGACUCCAGAAAACCACCCUGGCAGCCAAACCGCCCCAGACGGAAGGCCGAGAUGCUAGCAGGACAAAACAAGGAGGGAAGCAAACCAGCAGCAGCAGUAACGUAAAUGUUGCCAAGUUGGCCGCAGCAGGAGGGAACACAAGCCUGAGUGCAUACGUGAAACUAAAGCAGAGUGGUGCAAUCACUGCUGGAGAGAAGUCUACAAGCAGAGCCACUGAUGGCAAGGCAUCGUCCAAUAGCCGGCCCCCUCUCAAGAGCAGACAAGGCUGGAUCCACAGUGAAUAUAACAAGGGCUCCCAUAGGUCCCAGGAGCAUUACAGUCCGCUCAACACGUUUGUGUGUCCGUCCUGCGACAAGAUGUAUACAUCGGAGCAAGACCUGGAAAUUCACCAGUCCUACUGCUAUAGAUGAAGUCAUUAUGGUCUUUUUACACUACAAUAUUCCAUCAAUUAUCACAUGAGCACGAGUCAAACACAGAAUAGUGUAGUACAUCUGUGUCCUGUAUACCAGGAAGGCCCUACAGACGCUGCACAGUAUUCCGUGUCCCAUAAGUGUGAGUAUGAUAACGAAUUUAUCUCCAAGCAAACUUGACACGCAGUAAAAGUACGUACACAAAUGCACCACCUUUGAAUUUACAGUGAAUUUUGCAGCUUUGCAUUUUGCUUUUAGCGUCAACAUAGCGCAAUGCGUUGAGUUGGAAUAGCGCAGUGAACAGUGGCAAAGGAAUGCUUUUGGCAGAGUUCAUUUGAACAGCUUAUGACUUAGCCUAAGACUAGAUGACCAGUGAUGGCUUGGCAGGGACUUGACAACAGCAAUGUUAUGUCUGUUCUGAAAGAUUUUGUAAAUAAAAGAAAAAGGAAAUGAAAAUAUCGAAAGGCUACUCGGGUUUGGAAAUUCAAAAAAUAUUUGAUGCAGCUUGGCUUCUGUAAAUCAAGAGUGGGUGAAAAUGACAAGGAGUCAUAAGGCAAUCUUCAAGGACAUAGGACUGCUGUUGCUCGUGGCAGCACUCAGGUGUGAUCUCUCAGACAAAAAUGCAAAGAAUUUGUGCUCAUUCAGUUGAAAACUACUUCAGGAUCUGUGCAUGCAUAUGGGUUUUGUCCUCCACUGGCUCCUGUGAGCAGUCUAUGCAGUGCCUUCUAUAGUUCUUGCCGCCGUCUUCAGGACAGGGAGAGGGUGUGGAAAUUCACCAGUUAAAAAAACUAAAGUGUACUUCUGUAUGUAGCUUUAUUUUUCACGUCACGAUUUGUGUACAUUUCAACUGUAUAAAACAAGAAAAUUAUUUCACAAUUUUUUAUGUAGUAUAAAGUACUAAAAUGCUUUCUGUAGAUGAAAUAAAUUACAUCAUCUUUUGUAGUUUGCCCAGUGAAUUCUCCGUCCAUUAUCUCCUCAUUACAGAAACUAAGUUAAAUAAGAAAUGAUUCUUAUGUGUGAGGAAUGUGCCUUUAAUUGUAUCAGCAGUCUCCAAAUGAUAAAUUCGUUUUUAUUCGUAAAUUUAUCAGAGUUUAAAUUAUUUCGUGCAUCAUUUCGAAAUAAA
Molecule: messenger RNA, 3844 nt
Organism: Acanthaster planci (crown-of-thorns starfish)
Lineage: Eukaryota; Metazoa; Echinodermata; Asteroidea; Valvatida; Acanthasteridae
Gene: ccdc157
Product: coiled-coil domain containing 157
Source: RefSeq, a predicted model, not a curated record